AUGUCGCUUUUCGGAGAGUCACCACCCUCAACGCCAGCGGCACCUCAGAACAAGUCGUCGCUGUUUGACGACGAUGAGCAGCCGGCAGCUCGCAGCACCUCGGCCAACUCGGGCUUGUUCGCCGAGGCCAACGAUGCAGACGACGGCCAAUCGCCCUGGGACUUUCCUGCUCCCAAGAAGCACAACAGCACGCGCCAACGAGGAGACUUGAUCAAGACGUUGCUGCCAGCCGGCGACGUGCCCGAACGUUAUGUCGAUAUUUUCGAUGCCCUUCUGUCGCAUAGCAGUGGACAAGGCGGAGUCACCGUUCGCCAGAUCAAGAGCUUGUUGUCGGAGAGCAGUAUUGGACAACCCGAGCAGUCCAAGAUCCUUGAGCUCAUCGGCGCCUCCGAGGCUGACGACUCUCGUGUCUUGGGUCGCGGCGAGGUCAACGUUGUGUUGGCCCUGAUUGGUCUGGCACAAGAGGGAGAAGAGCUGGGUUUGGAUGCUGUCGAUGAGCGUAGAAGACAAUUGCCAGUACCCAACCUGCCUUCCCUGACUGCUCCUCCCAAGCAAGAGCAGAAGCCUCCUCGUACACCCACCGGUCCUCCUCCUCAAGCAGACUCCGGCGCUACCCAAUCCCAGAACCUUGAAACACCUGGCUACGGCUUUGGCGAUGACCCCUGGGGAAGCCCCUCGCUGCACAAGAACCACCACCACGAAGAAACUGCUGCUGCACCUGCCUCGUACGCCCAAGCUGCCUCUUCGACCUACCCAAACGGAGGCGUCAACGGUCGCGCAGACCCCCCUCAUGUUAGAACCACCAGCAACUUCACCACCACUUCCGUUGCCGAUAAAUCCGAUUCCGCGACUCCAGAUCCUUCCUCGUUCGAGCAGUCGCGACCAACAACAGCUGAAAGUGGCUGGGGCGGCUACUCGGCGUCCAACGAUGGCUUCAAUACUGCACCUGGCAACGAAGGCUUUGGUGAGCCAACGAGCGGAAACAACGAGAUCUCCGGCAGUGUGAGAAGACCACUCGGCGCGUCCAGGCCUAGUGGCGCGACUGGCCCUGAAGAGCUCAUCACGGUCAACGUGCUUGAAGAGAAGGAAGGCAUGUUUUUGUUCCAACAUCGCAACUACGAGGUCUCUAGCAUCAGGAGAAACAGUCGUGUCAUUCGUCGCUAUAGUGAUUUUGUUUGGUUGCUGGACUGCUUGCAUAAGAAAUUUCCCUUCAGACAGCUGCCUCUUCUUCCUCCUAAGCGUGUCGCGAUCAAUGGUAAGCAUAUUGCUGCUGACACUCUGUUUAUCGAGAAGCGAAGGAGAGGUCUCGCACGCUUUGCGAACGCACUUGUGCGACACCCUGCUCUCAGUCAAGACCAGCUUGUCAUCAUGUUCUUGACAGUUCCUACGGAACUCGCUGUAUGGCGGAAGCAAGCCUCUAUUUCCGUGCAAGAAGAAUUUACUGGAAAGCCCCUACCUCCAGGUCUUGAAGACUCGCUCCCCCAGAACCUCUCUGACCUCUUCGACACUGUCCGAAAUGGUGUACGCCGGUCGACUGAAGUUUAUAUCAAUAUGUGUGGCAUGGUCGAGAGACUGAUCAAGCGGAACGAGGGGCUCGCAAGCGAAUAUGUUCGCCUCUCAAUGGCUCUCGGAAGCCUUACUGAAUGCUCUGCCGACACCUAUGCCAUGGACACCAACGAAGUCGAGCUUCUGAACGGCGGUCUCAAUGGUACAGCCAAGCAUCUUUCAACCAAUCAGACUCUUCUCGAAGAUGAAGCCAGAGCAUGGGAUUUGGGCGUUUUGGAGGACCUCAAGCGCCAGCGUGAUGCUCUGGUAAGCAUGAGGGACAUGUUCGACCGUCGUGAUCGUUAUGCACGCGACAACAUCCCCCAGUUGGAACGUCGCAUCGCAACCAACGAGAGCAAGUUGUCUGGUAUUCGCUCAAGGCACGAGUCACAGAUCAAGCCUGGCGAAGCCGAAAAGGUCGAAAGUGCCAUUGUCAAGGACAAGCAAUCAAUAGUUGACCAGCAUGCUCGUGGUGUAUUCAUCAAGGAGUGUGUCAGGGAUGAGAUUCAGCACUUCCAGUCCUCUCAGUACCAUGUCAGCAGAAUGCACCAGGAAUGGGGUCAAGAGCGUGUAAAGUAUGCUGAGUUGAGUGCUGAGAACUGGAGAUCGUUGAGCGAGGAGCUUGAGGCCAUGCCUCUUGGUGAUUGA
Messenger RNA from Aureobasidium pullulans EXF-150, 2193 nucleotides. RefSeq lists its product as uncharacterized. Gene Ontology annotation, biological process: protein targeting to vacuole; retrograde transport, endosome to Golgi. Gene Ontology annotation, molecular function: phosphatidylinositol-3-phosphate binding. The transcript is spliced from 4 exons. The coding region runs from base 1 to 2193 and encodes 730 amino acids. Gene Ontology annotation, cellular component: endosome. NCBI's taxonomy places the organism in Eukaryota, Fungi, Ascomycota, Dothideomycetes, Dothideales, Saccotheciaceae. The record is from RefSeq and is a predicted model, not a curated record.